Molecule: messenger RNA, 1647 nt
Organism: Clunio marinus
Lineage: Eukaryota; Metazoa; Arthropoda; Insecta; Diptera; Chironomidae
Source: the annotation of a GenBank genome assembly
AUGAAAACAGUGCAUCGGCAAUUCAUACAAGAAAUCAAAGAAAAUUCCAUUCGAAAAUUAUACGUGUUUCCUGUACAAGUCACCAAGGCUGUGAACAACACGUAUCCAAAGAUACCAGAAGUUAAACGAGGAAUUGAAAUUUUUGAGAUAUCAGGAAGAAAUGAAACUGAAUCAGAAACACCGCCACGAAGAAUAAAACGUCUUGGCAGUGACGAAUCUGACCGAUCUCCUGAUUCUCAGAAAAUUGUUUUUUACCCAAAACGUGAUAUGAAAACACCGAAAGUUAAGAAGAAGCGAAGAGUUUUAAUUGUUCCACAAAAUCAUAGAAUGACUUCGCGCAUGACAAUUCCGCGUCCAUUUAAUCACGUGUUGAUGAGUGGACAGAAAUUCAAAACGCUUCAGAAUGCACAAUCAACAUUGGGAACAUAUUAUCAAAAUUUUCCGAAAUCAAUGAACCAGUUUGCAUAUUCAAACACUCAUCCAACGAGAUUGUCAUCAAAUCCAACUCGAUUAAACACUUUGCAAGCUUCAUCAUUCAACCCAGUCAAGUUAUCUGGGAAGUUUCGUCAUCCAAGGAAGAAUGGAGAACUGACAAGCAUUUUCCAAGCAGAUGCAACUCAAAAACCGACAGGUUUCCACUCAGAUGCUAUUAACGAUCCGUUUCAAAAUUUCAAACCAAAAUCACCAUACGAAGUCAAUCAACUCUUGUUUCAGAACAAUGUUCGACCAAUGAAAGGUUUGACUCCAACACAAACUUCUUAUUUUCGAAGACACAAUCGCCAUGAAAAUAUGAUUUUGCCUCAUUACAAUAAUAUGUUUUCAAGAGAUCCUAACUUAGGCUUUCCAAGCAGUGUCAAUCCUAUCAAAAGCUUUUUACCAGACCAUAGUGAACUUUCAAAGAACAAACCAUUGUCACUGAUGCUUGACGUGUUUCCUUUGACUGGUGAAGUUAUGGGAACAAAUCAAGUGAAACAUGAAAUAGCAACACAACAAUCACCAAAAUUGUCUAGACUUAAACCAUUCCAAGGAUAUUAUCAAGAUCCAAGUUACUUCAACUCAAUGCAGUUUCCUCAAUUAAUGCCUCGAUAUCCAUCAUAUUAUCGUUACAUGCAGCCAGUAUCGCAUUCAAGUAAUUUGAAUCCAAUAAGUGUUAUGAAACCACCAAGUCAACUUGUGGUUCAUCUAAAUUUAUAUCCCAAAAAUAAAGAUUCAUUCAAAAGGUCAUCGACUGAAGAAGAUUUCAGAUAUACAAGAAAAGAACCGCAAGUAACGACAGCAUCAACAACAACGGAAUCAACAGCGCCAAUUCCAUUUAACAUAAAUUUCAAUAUGAAUACUAAUGGACAUCCUGAAAACAUCAAUCAUCAAUUUAAUCUACCGAAAGAAUCUCCGUUUCAUCACAACACUACGAUAGAGCCAUCAAUGUCUCCUUAUUACUUCUACGAUGACACAGAAGAAGAUGACAAAAGUAUUCUCGUUUCACCUUCGUUAAUUUAUCCAAAUAUUUAUCGUGAUCGACCGAUUCAAUUGAUGCUUCAAAAUUCAACAACAUCAUCAUCAACAACGACCGAAAAACCUACGAAAAAAUUUCAAAAUCAUAAGCGUGAUUAUCAAACAAUUGUGAGACCUAAAAAUUCAGAAAAUUAA